Messenger RNA from Penicillium pulvis, 1047 nucleotides. RefSeq lists its product as uncharacterized. Bases 1 to 1047 code for a protein of 348 amino acids. The record is from RefSeq and is a predicted model, not a curated record. Gene Ontology annotation, molecular function: catechol 1,2-dioxygenase activity; ferric iron binding. Gene Ontology annotation, biological process: catechol-containing compound metabolic process. The transcript is spliced from 3 exons. NCBI's taxonomy places the organism in Eukaryota, Fungi, Ascomycota, Eurotiomycetes, Eurotiales, Aspergillaceae.
AUGUCGGAACUAUCCUCAAACGACGUUAGUGCUGGUGGCCUCAAUGGUAUCAGCGAUCGCACGAGGGCCAAAUGGGCAGCAGGCUCCCCGGAAGAUAUCGCUGCCCGACUACCUCCAAUGCUCGACUUGACCAUCGAGAACAUUACUGAGAAUGUGAUGCAGAUCAACUCGAUGUGCGACAACCCUCGGAUGAUGUAUCUCAUCACGAAGCUAGUCAAAGCCUCGCAUGACUAUGUGCGAGACGUCAAUCUGCAAUUCGAUGAGUGGGAGCAAGCUUGGCAGUUCCUCACGCGCGUCGGUCAGAUAUCAACUGAUGUCCGCCAUGAGUUCGUUCUGCUGUCCGAUAUUUUGGGUAUCUCGGCCCUGGUGGACGCGCUAUCAUACCCUGCAGUCCCAGGCGCGACCGAGUCCUCUGUUUUGGGCCCAUUCCACGAUGAAGAAGCGCAUUGUUUCGAAUACGGAGAAUCAAUCACUUCCGAUGGAACUCCAGGUGAGCCCACUAUUGUCCGUGGUGCUGUUCGCGACAUCGAGGGCAACUGCGUUCCAAAGGCCUUGAUUGAUGUUUGGGAGACCGAUGGCAACGGAGUGUAUGAUCUCGAAUACGACGGUAGCCAAGACCCGAACUGCCGUGGCAAGAUCUUCACGGAUUCCCGUGGCCAGUACCUUUUCAAGUGUGUCAAGCCGGUUGCAUACCCCAUCUCCAAUGAUGGCCCCGUCGGAGAGCUCCUGCGCAAGCUAAAGAGACACUGGUACCGCCCAGCGCAUAUGCACUUCAUGGUCAUGCACCCUGAGUACACCAAGCUAAUCACGGCCCUGUAUUCCCGCGACAGUGACUAUGUCGAAAGCGAUACUGUCUUCGGCGUCAAGAAAAGUUUGAUUGUCGACUAUAAAUGGUCUGAGGAUCUGGAAAUCGCUAAGCAGCAUAAUCUGGUUCCCAUGAAGAAAACCAUUGAUGGCAAGGAGUCUACGGGCUUUUGGCUGUUGGACCAAGACUUUGUAUUGGUGAAGAAGAGUCUUCCUCCUCCUCGUAAAGUUAGGGAUGACUAG